UCACAAACAAAUAAGGCAAUUACAUUAGUGCAAUUCUGUAUAAGGCAUAUCUAGUAGAGGCAUAUUUAAAGUGGAAAUAUAAAGAAACAUUGACAAUAAGAGAUUAGUAUUUCAAUUAGUAUAGUGUAACAGUAACUAACAAAGGCAGCAAGGAACACGUGACCACAACUCGCCCGCCUCGAGGCGGUUGAAGGUCCUGUUACCGCAAACUAGAAAAAAAAAACGUACAAAUGUCACAAAUCAAACCGUUUAACCGACUGAAACGUCAAACAUGACGACACCGAAUAAUCAAAUGUGAAACAGCCGCGAAUGACUGCCGAGUCACCGGCGUCGCCAUAGCAACGGCGGCCCAGCUGCCUCAACCACCAUGCGGCUUCUGCGCACGCGCGAGGACUGUCAGCUGGAGCAGCGGGGAGGAGGGGGCGGCAACAUGGCGGCCUCCACUCGGAGCGUGCAGCUCGCCUUCCGCAGAGCGACGGUCCCGUCGUUAGUCGUGAUCCUGGGAGCUACCGGUACCGGGAAGUCCAAGCUGGCAAUCGAGAUCGGAAAGCGGCUCGGUGGGGAAAUAAUCAGCGCCGACUCCAUGCAGGUGUACAAGGGUCUGGACAUCAUCACAAAUAAGGUGACUGCCGAGGAGCGCGCCCAAUGCACACACCACAUGUUGGACUUCGUGGACCCGUUGGUGCGGACCUACACGGUGGUGGACUUCAGGAACAAAGCGCUGGAGCUCGUCGGUGACAUGCACAGCAGAAACAAGCUGCCCAUCGUUGUAGGAGGAACAAACUAUUACAUCGAGUCUCUGCUGUGGAAGGUCCUGCUGGACACGGGGGAGGAUGAACUGCAUGACGGAGCAGACGGAGGCCAAAGCAAGAAGAUGGAGCUGGAGAAGCUGGGAGGAGAGGAGUUGCAUGAAAGGCUGGCUGAGGUGGACCCCAAAAUGGCCGCCAUGCUGCACCCGAAUGACAAGCGCAAGAUAGCCAGAAGUCUUCAGAUUCACAACGACACGGGUGUUCCUCACAGCCGCUGGCUGGAGGAGCAGAGGCAGGGCGGCGAUGGCCUCGGAGGGCCCCUGAGGUUCCCUGACCCCUGCAUCUUCUGGCUGCACGCAGACAUGGAGGCUCUGGACCGGCGCUUGGACGCCCGUGUAGAGGAGAUGCUGGCUACAGGCCUGUUAGAGGAACUCCGGGAUUUCCAUCUCCGAUACAACCGACAGAAAGUCCAGGACAGCCAAGACUAUCAACACGGGAUUUUCCAGUCGAUCGGCUUUAAGGAGUUCCACGACUACCUGACGGCUCCGGAGAGCAGCAGCCAGCAGGAGAAAAACAAGCUGAGAGACAAAGGCGUGGAAGCUUUGAAGAUCGCCACAAGGCGCUACGCCCGCAAACAGAAUAAGUGGGUCCGAAACCGUUUCCUCAAACGACCAGGCGACAGCGUCCCAUCUGUGUACAGCCUGGAUGUGACUGACGUGUCCAGGUGGGAGGAGUCGGUGCUGAAGCCUGCACUGCAGAUCCUGGACGGCCUCAUGAAGGGUGAGGAGCCGGCUUUUCCCCCUAUCAGCCUGCAGGGGCAGCAGAGAAACAAACGCAGCCGCCACACCUGUGACGCCUGCGACAAAAUCAUAAUCGGAGACGUGGAGUGGACAGCUCACCUGAAAUCCAAAAAGCAUCACUAUCAUGUCAGGAAGAAGAGGAAGUCCGAUCCAGGAAGUGACCCACCCCAGAGCACCACUGCACCAGCUGCUCGUGGAGAACUGGACGGCGCUGAAACCCCUCCGGCUUCUUCCAGAGAAUCGAGGACAGAGCACACAGAAGUUCCUGGGAUACAAUGAAAGCUCUGCGAUCGACGUCUGUCUCAACUCGGGCUUCCAGAUCCUCUGACUCGCAUAUUUUGCAUCAUGUGGCCGUUUUUCAGAACUCUACACGAUCUUGUUUGUGCGCACAAAGCAAAUCUUUAAAGAAAUUUGGUUUUGUUCCACAUUUAAUUCAUUUUUACGUUUUGAAUAAGAACUGUUUAGUUCUAUAUUUUUUUAAGAAAAGGCCUCAUAUGAAGUGCUAUCAUUUUUUAUUCAUUGUCCUAUUGCUGCACUCGGUUUACAGAUAAACUACAUUUCAGGCCUUAAUUUCAGUAAACUAAAGUUGUAUCAUUGUGAAAGCUGUAGAGAAGUUAAAAUGUUCUGCCAACAGGACUGAGCUAAUUUCUUCUAAUGUGCUAAUAGCUUAUCUAACUUUUUGUUUAGCGCUUUCACCUUUUUGCUAGCUUUGAAAACGCUUAGCGCUCUUAGCUUCUGAAAUACUUUUGCCAGAUAAAUUCUAAAUCGCUAAUAUUUUGGCUUUGGUUUCUUUAUAUAUAAAAUUCAACUUCUGUUGAAAAUUUUGGUUUACGACUGUAAAGAAUUCUGUUUAUGCGAAUCCGCUCCAGUGGUUUAGCGUUCUCUUCCGCUAAACAUUGCGUCGGUGCAGCACUUUAGCCGCAGCGGAGAUAAUACUUAAGAUUUGUGCCUUAGAGCAGCUAACUUUUUAGCCAGCAUUGCUAAUCACUUCCUACCGUUGAGAGGUUCUUGAUAACUCUAGGAGUUGUUAGAUAAAUAAAUAUGUUGGCAGGAAUCAUGUCAGUUGUACAUGGCGAAUAAUAUCUGUCUUGAUGUAAAAGUGGGAAUAACGGUGCUAUUGUUGGAGGACAGGAACCAGACAGGACACAAGAAGAAGGUGUAGGGCAAGAUCAGAAUUGACCUUUUUGACCUGCGUGUGACGGAAAACGAACACCGCACAUCACCCUGAUGAAAACACCACACCCUCUGUCAAAUUCAGUGGUGGCAGCAUCAUGCUGUGGGCAUCAUUGUUUUAUUUUUGACGUGAAAAGCCGCCUUUCUUCCGCUUCACAGUUUUGCACUCCUUUGUGUUGCUCUGUCAAAUUCAGCCAGAAUCAGAAUAAAAUGGUGUGGCUUAAAAUUUGUUAUGAAUAUUUUCUAAGGCUCUGAGAAUUUCCAAGUUUUCCACUUGACUCCACCAGUGGUGUUUCCUUUCCAUCAUUUGAUCUCCCAGUGAUGAGCCCAAACACUGAAAGGUAUUGUUCUUUGUCUGCCUGUUGUCGGCUCUUUCUUUUGGACCUUUUUUCUUCGUUUUUCGUGUGCGUUUUAAUCGCUGGCUGGCUUCAGGCUUUAUUUCUUUUUCCUGCCUGUUCAUCCAGCAGCAACUUUUCAAACCGAGGUGCCUGCCUGUCGGCGAGGCGCUAACACGACGUCCUGGCGUCGCUCCAAAUCGGCUUUUUUGGUCGUUCCCUCUCCGUCUGCCGCUCUGCCACUUUUUCAAACCGUCAACAUUAAAACACUUGUUUUGUUUUCUUUUGUUUGGUUCGGUUUGGUUCACAUGCUCCUGCAGUUUGACCUCAUCUCCACGGCUAAAAAUACGGUUCAGCCACAUAAUAGGUGGAAGUGUGUCCCACAUUCUCUCCUUCCAAACUGGGUCGAGCUUACUGGGAGCUCGCUAUACAGUAUAGGAGCAGAGGUCAGAAUGUCUGGUUUUCAUAACCCGCUCAGUUUGGAUCAUCUGUUUUUCCUCCCCUUGCGUUUUGCCAGUUAAAACUCCUUCCUUCUUUAGUUUCUCGUGUUUUAACGGAGAAACAAUAAAAUAUUUCAGUUUGAA
Molecule: messenger RNA, 3641 nt
Organism: Poeciliopsis prolifica (blackstripe livebearer)
Lineage: Eukaryota; Metazoa; Chordata; Actinopteri; Cyprinodontiformes; Poeciliidae
Gene: trit1
Product: tRNA isopentenyltransferase 1
Exons: 11
Coding region: 368-1828 (486 amino acids)
Biological process (GO): tRNA modification
Cellular component (GO): mitochondrion
Molecular function (GO): tRNA dimethylallyltransferase activity; ATP binding; nucleic acid binding
Source: RefSeq, a predicted model, not a curated record